AUGAGCGGCGGCGGCGGCCGGAGCACAGUGGCGCCGGCACGGUGGGCGACGCGGCUGUUGGCGGUCCUGGGCUCUAUCCUGGCCGCGGAAGCCCAGCUCACAGGUGUCCUGGAUGAUUGUUUGUGUGACAUAGAAAGCAUUGAUGACUUCAACACUUUCAAGAUCUUCCCCAAAAUACAGAAACUACAAGAACGUGAUUACUUCAGAUAUUACAAGGUGAAUCUAAAGAGACCAUGCCCAUUCUGGGCUGAUGAUGGCCAUUGUUCUAUCAAAGACUGUCAUGUCGAGCCUUGUCCUGAGAGCAAAAUACCUGUUGGAAUUAAAGCUGGGAGCUCUAAUAAAUAUUCAAAAGCUGCAAAUAAUUCCAAAGAAUUGGAAGACUGUGAGCAAGCUAACAAACUGGGAGCAGUCAACAGUACCUUAAGUAACCAAAGUAAGGAGGCUUUCAUUGACUGGGCAAGAUACGAUGAUUCACAGGAUCAUUUUUGUGAACUCGAUGAUGAGAGAUCUCCAGAUGCGCAGUACGUGGAUUUGCUGCUGAAUCCAGAGCGUUACACAGGAUACAAAGGGCCCUCUGCUUGGAGAGUGUGGAACAGCAUCUAUGAAGAAAACUGUUUCAAGCCUCGAUCUGUCUAUCGUCCUUUAAAUCCACUGGCACCUAGUAGGGGAGGAGAUGAUGGAGAAUCUUUCUACACAUGGCUGGAAGGUCUUUGCCUUGAGAAAAGGGUGUUUUAUAAACUUAUUUCUGGACUUCAUGCUAGCAUUAAUUUACACCUGUGUGCCAAUUAUCUUCUUGAAGAAACCUGGGGGAAACCUCGCUGGGGACCAAAUGUGAAAGAGUUCACUCGUCGUUUUGAUCCCAUUGAAACGAAGGGAGAAGGACCGAGAAGGCUGAAAAACUUGUAUUUCCUUUAUUUGAUAGAGCUGCGGGCUUUGUCAAAGGUUGCACCAUACUUUGAGCGUUCCGUUGUGGACCUUUACACUGGAAAUGGCCAUGAGGAUGCUGAAUCUAAAGCUCUCUUACUAGAAAUCUUCAGGGAUACAAAGUCCUUCCAUAUGCACUUUGAUGAGAAGUCCAUGUUUGCCGGAGAUAAAAAAGGAGCCAAGUCAUUGAAGGAAGAAUUCAGAUUGCAUUUCAAAAACAUAUCCCGCAUAAUGGAUUGUGUUGGAUGUGAUAAAUGCAGGCUGUGGGGCAAACUGCAGACGCAAGGCUUAGGAACUGCUCUGAAGAUUUUAUUUUCUGAGAAAGAAAUACAGAACCUUCCUGAGAAUAGCCCAUCAAAAGGUUUUCAACUAACACGUCAAGAAAUAGUUGCUCUAGUAAAUGCCUUUGGAAGGCUUUCCACAAGUAUAAAAGAGCUGCAGAAUUUUAAAGUUUUACUACAACAAACAAGGUAAUGAAGGCCUUUGUGCAGCCUCUUAGUGAAGACCAUUUACGUGACUGCAUUGAGCAGAAGGAACUGAUCCUUACAGGACUCUCAUGAACUGAUUAAAAAGUAAAAUCAAAUACCAACUUGAAUAUUUAUGUUUAAACCACGAAUGGUUAUUAAUUAGAAAAGAUAUUUAUGAAUGAAGUAUAUAGUUUUUAAAUGUGUAAAUUAUGCUGAUCUGUUUUAUCUUAAGUUCUCUGCUCACAGUUCUAUCAUACUGAUACAACAUAAGUUUUCUUCAUCUUCUUGUCUUUCUGAGAAAGUUGUUUUAUAUGAAAACAUAUGUACCUCAAUCCUGACUUGGCUUGUCCUGCAAGAGAUGGUUCACCCCUCACCUCACCCAAGUGCUGAGCAUCAGUAUGUUCUGAGGACUGGGUAUGCCAAUUCUAGCUGUCUAGAAGUAAACCAGAAAAAUAAGGCUCUUGGUGAGGCCUGUUUUCUUACAUUAAUAUGAAACUUAAUUUUACCAAGCAGAAAACUUUACUUUGUACCAAUUCCUUUACAUCAUGCUGAUAUCAAAGUUUUUUUUUUUUUUUUUCCCCUUAUAUGCUGCUUUUCAGAAGUUCUUACUUCCUUUAAAAUAACCACCUUCUCUUUUACACAGUACAGUUGUGACUCUUCUGCAGCCCUUUGGCAGCCUGCAUUUGCUUCAGGGAUCAGGGCUAGGGAAUGGGGAGAAGAGAGUUAGUGGAGCAGUGCUAGCUGGGAAGUUUUUUCAAUCAAAUUUGUGUCUAGCCCAUUUUAUUUUCUGGUUUGUUCCAGUUCAGUUUCCAAGGUUGUCCUUUUUAAUGUGUAAGAUACUGAAACAGCACAUUUUGCUCUCUGAGCACAGAUAAUGGAUUUGCUUGUAAUGGGUUAUAUUUUAAUGAUGUUAGGAGAUCAAAAAGGAGGAACUUGUUUUUUAUAGUCACUUUAAGAAAAAAAAAUGCUUUUUAGAAUUCGUAAUCACACUGGCAUUAAUACUGCAUACUGUACCUAUGCAAUCCCUAACUGUACCUUCUUUAAAGGAUAUUCAGCAUAAUAAAACGGGUAUGUUAAUAAUGUGAGUUUCAUAAAAUAAGAAAUUACUUGUGUAUCAUUGUCCACAGAUGUCAAUGGCAAUUUAUCAUUGUCCAAAACAGAAUUCAGAACAGCACUACUGACUAUUAGCAACCAAACGUUUAAAUUUAAAAUGAAUUUUUUAAAACCAUUGUGUUAAAGAAUGAAGUUAGGAAUUCUGAAUGUAGGAAGUGCUGGUAUUGUGUCGAUAAAUCUCUUCUUUUGAAUCCUCUUAAAACAAAGUGCUCUUAAACAUUUUUCACCCUACGGGAUAUUUAGUGACCUGUUGAUAUUACUUAAUGUAGUGAUACUGGCUUUUGUAACAUAAUCCUUCACAGAAGAAAUAUUCCUGAAAGCUGGAAUAUGCUCUGUCUUUGUUUCCAGACUAGACUCUAACUUGUGUCAUCUGGAAAUGUUGGAAAUCUGUUGACAUUCCUUGUUAGGGAAGUAUUGCUUCCUGAGAAACAAAACCCUUUUGAGUCAAACUGGGGUAAGCUAAGUGAAAUAAUUUAAAAAAUAAAAAAGUUGGUGAUAGUUGCACAAAUUGACAAUUGGUUUCCAGUCCUUAUUUCCUGUUUAAGCCAGUAAAUAAAUUAACGUGGUGUGAGAGAAUGCUAAUGCUAACUCAACAGCCUCUUUUGCUUGUGAGCACCUGUCUGAGCAAGUCACCACAGGCUCCCUUUCUGGUUAAUGGAGGAGAGCAGGUGAUGUCAAGGUGGACUCACCUGGCCUUUUCCAAGGUUGGUUUGACAUACUCUGGGAUUCAAUAACUUGCACCUCAGAGUUUGCUUUCUCCAUUAACUUGAACAUUCAGAUAACCAUCUCAAAUGUGUAUAGCUGUGUUUGAUCAAGUAAGUUAUAUGCUGAGUAUUCAAGUCUUUUUAUUGUGUAUGUUGGGUUUUUUUUUUCAGUUGGUCGUUAAUUCCUCCCAUUUUGGAUUGACCAGCAAGGGCUGGAAACCUGUAGGUUCACUCAAGUGAAAAAUCUUGUAUAGCUAAGAUUAAACUGCUGUUAUAUAUUGCAGUGUCUAAAGAACCUUAGGUGGGAUUAUCUGAUGGAAAAACAAACUGUUGUCUGUGUUGCCCCAAGGUUGUUUCUUCCUUUUUUUCCCCUACUUUGCUUUUUGGGGAAAGAGAAUUGCUUCCAACCUUCUAAGAAUUCAACUUCUUGUUUUUGUUCUUCCAUCUGUGCCUGGCCAAAAUCAGUGGACACUGAAGCAGCACCAGUCUGGCAUCAUGUAAUUCCUUAUGGGACAGGUGAGAGAUUCAGACGUACCGAUCUUGCAUACCUGCUCCUUAAGCUGUCUUAUAACUCUGAUGUAUCCCAGAGUAAUUUGUUACUGUGGUUAUAGUCACCUAUAAUUCCAUUUUCUGUAUGUAUGUAUACUGCAGUGUAAGGAUUGAGCUUGUUGGUACAAUCCAGGCAGGGUCCUUAGGGUAGGGACAUAAAGAUGUCUUUUUUUCUUUUGUGUCAUGAGAACAUGAGUGCAGCUGAACAAGGUAAUUCUAUGUAUAGGGAGAUUUGGUUGCAUUUGAAGGUUUAAUGCAGCUGAAACCAUUUUCCUGUCAUCUAUCUUUUUUUACCGUAUUUGAUGUCAGGUCUUUCACUAUGCUGCCUAUGAGGUUUUGCUCUGUGAGUUGGAUGACAAAGUUCUUUAUACGUGAACUUAAAUUUUAGAAAUUUACAGAUCUGUUUUUAUACAAAAAAAACAAGGUUAGAUACGCUAUCCACGAGCUGUGAACUAUUUGAAAUUCUAGCUCCUUUUUGGAGAUCAGCUUGUCAACGUUGUCUGCCAUUCAUUUCAGAUUAAAAUUACAUUUCCCUGUACAAAUGACAAAAUGAUUGUAAUCAUGUAGGUAGCAAGAAGACAAAGUCAUGAAGACUUAAGCAAAAUGUUAAAAGACUCAAUGCAAACAACAUAGCUAAAAUGUUUGUCGCUGAACAAACUUGCUCCUAAGUGCCAGAGGAAGAAGGUGAGAAUACAGAGUUUGAAAAGUAAAAUAUACAGGCUUAAGCUGGAAUAAUGUUCUCCUACUUCAGCCGGUGAUUUGUUAUGUCAUUGUAUAUGCAUGAAAUACUGUGCCACACUUUGAGUUGUGUUUUGAUGAUUGGUCUUUAUCUGACCUUGCUCUGUGCUUUUCUGGGAAAUGAUCUGUAUUAUGUUGUAAAUAAUCUAGAUGCUUAUGUUUAUAAAUUAGCAAUCGGCAACUCAUCACUUUACAAUCUCUCCAUUUAUCUUGCCUAUUAAAAUGUAAUAUUUAUUGAAAUCAAUGUUAGAACUGCUUACUGAGAUCUGAACACUUCUUUGCUACAUUUGAAUCUAUGAGAUACAAAUUAAAGUAUUUUCUGCUAUAA
Molecule: messenger RNA, 4823 nt
Organism: Centrocercus urophasianus (Greater sage-grouse)
Lineage: Eukaryota; Metazoa; Chordata; Aves; Galliformes; Phasianidae
Gene: ERO1B
Product: endoplasmic reticulum oxidoreductase 1 beta
Exons: 16
Coding region: 1-1398 (465 amino acids)
Biological process (GO): protein folding in endoplasmic reticulum
Cellular component (GO): endoplasmic reticulum membrane; endoplasmic reticulum
Molecular function (GO): thiol oxidase activity; protein-disulfide reductase activity; FAD binding
Source: RefSeq, a predicted model, not a curated record